AUGGUUGCCAUUACUCCUGCCAUUCUUGCCAGCCUGUCCAUCCUGGGGAUGGUUCAGAGCGUCAUCGCCAACUCUGCUACUGAGGCUGAUUCCUUGGCCGUCGUGCGAGGCAUCUCUGACACCUUGUCCGAGGAGGUUUACCACGACAAGCGUGCCACCGGCAAGCUUCCUAAGCCUAUCCGCAAGGCUGGACAAGCCGCUAUCAAGGUUGCCUCGAAGCUUCCUGGCAAGAAGCACCUCAAGGCUGCCGCUGUCGGCGCCGAGAAGAAGGCUGUCAAGGCAUCCAUCUCUGCCUCGAGUGCGAAGAACAAGAUCAAGAAGAAGCUUGGGAAGCGUGAUAUCGAAGACCUCGAGGUCUACUACGACACUCGUGCCACGGGCAAGCUUCCCAAGCCCAUCCGUAAGGCCGGACAAGCCGCCAUCAAGGUUGCCUCAAAGCUCCCUGGCAAGAAGCACCUCAAGGCUGCCGCUGUCGGCGCCGAGAAGAAGGCUGUCAAGGCAUCUAUCUCUGCCUCGAGUGCGAAGAACAAGAUCAAGAAGAAGCUUGGGAAGAAGGACCUUGAGUCCGGCGAUAUCGAGAUCCUCGUGAGCCGUGACGCGAUUCCCGACCUCAUCGCUCGCUCUGUCGCUGAGAACUGGGACUCUGAGAUUUACUACGAUAAGCGCGCCACCGGCAAGCUCCCCAAGCCUAUCCGCAAGGCUGGAUUGGCUGCUAUCAAGGUGGGCUCGAAGCUUCCUGGCAAGAAGCACAUCAAGGCAGCUGUUAGUGGCGCCACGAACAAGGCUGUCAAGGCAUCCAUUGGGGCUUCCAAGGUGAAGAAUAGCAUUAAGAAGAAGCUUGGCGGCAAGCGAGACCUUGGUGAGGAUUACGAUGUUGAAGUUCGCGACUUUGACGACGAGGUCUCAUGGGAGUAA
Molecule: messenger RNA, 915 nt
Organism: Clonostachys byssicola
Lineage: Eukaryota; Fungi; Ascomycota; Sordariomycetes; Hypocreales; Bionectriaceae
Source: the annotation of a GenBank genome assembly